Nicotiana attenuata is the source of this 1560-nucleotide messenger RNA. Its product is annotated as receptor kinase-like protein Xa21. Gene Ontology annotation, biological process: protein phosphorylation. The coding region runs from base 1 to 1560 and encodes 519 amino acids. NCBI's taxonomy places the organism in Eukaryota, Viridiplantae, Streptophyta, Magnoliopsida, Solanales, Solanaceae. The transcript has 3 exons. Gene Ontology annotation, molecular function: ATP binding; protein binding; protein kinase activity. The record is from RefSeq and is a predicted model, not a curated record.
AUGUCACUUGCAUCCAAUAACCUUUCGGGUAGUCUUCCAUCUGCUUCAACCUACUGGCAAACGAAUCUACAUUGUCUGCAUCUAGGUAAUAACAGCAUAGAUGGAGUUAUACCCAGCUCAAUCUCCAAUUCUUCAAAUCUAAGGGAAUUACAUCUUUAUGAUAACAAAUUCAGUGGCCCGAUUCCUAAUAACUCUUUGGGGGAUUUGAGACAGCUUGAACGUUUGAGAUUCCAUCAGCAAUCUCCCACUUCUCUUGAACGAUUUAGUUUAUAUUAUUCUGAAAUUAGGGGACAGAUACCAUUAGGAAUUGGUAAUUUAAGUAACUUAAACACUUUGUCCCUAUUCGGCAAUGACUUGACUGGAUCAGUGCCAAGAACAGUAUGUUAUUUACAGAAUCUUCAAGUUUUAGCUCUUGAUCAAAAUAGGUUAACUGGACCCUUCCCAGAGUGCCUUUGCAAAUUGCCGGAAUUGGGCUCCGUUAGUUUGUCGUAUAAUCAAAUAUCGGGUCCAAUACCAUAUUGCAUUGGCAAUACUACCUCUUUGAGAAAUAUUUACCUAAAUUCAAAUAGGCUCACUAACAUACCCAUGAGUCUAUGGAGCCUCAAAGAUCUUCUAGUGCUUGACUUGUCCAAUAAUUCUUUGGUUGGUUCUUUACCUCCAGAUUUUGGAAAUUUGGAUGCCAUAACAUUAGUAGAUUUGUCGAGGAAUCGCCUUUCAAGAAGUAUUCCAACCACAGUCGGAGACUUGCAGAAACUAAUUUAUCUUUCUUUGGCUUUCAAUGAGUUGCAAGGAUUUAUUCCUGAGCCACUCGGAAAAAUGAUAAGUUUGGAAUCGGCGAAUCUAUGCAAUAACAUUCUUUCAGGUAUGAUUCCAAAAUCAUUAGAGACACUUCGGUAUCUGAAGGAUUUCAAUUCUUUUAUGGGAAAUGAUGAGUUAUGUGGUGGUUUCCUUUUCCGACCUUGUAAGGCUAGGUCUGUUCAUCACUCAUGGAGAAGCAGAUUUCUUCUGAUUGUACUUGUCCCAUUGGUGGUUCCAUUAAUGGGACUUGGCUCAAUUGUUGUGUUCAUGUUCAUGUUCAGGAGACGUAGAAAUAAUGUUCCAACCCAAGUCGAAUCCUUACCUGCAACAACGAUACUAGCCCGGAUUUCAUACAUUGAAAUCGAAAGGGCAACUCAAGGGUUCGACCAAUGCAACUUGCUAGGGCGUGGAGGUUUCGGUUCUGUUUACAAGGGCAUCUUUGCGAAUGAGAUGGUUUUGGCAAUCAAAGUGUUUAAUUUACAGAUUGAAGGUGCAUUCAAGAGUUUUGAUACUGAAUGUGAAGUUUUACGCAACCUUCGCCAUAGAAAUCUUACCAAAGUUAUCAGCAGUUGUAGUAACAUGGAUUUUAAAGCAUUACUUGUAGAGUACAUGCCCAAUGGAAGCCUAGAGCAAUGGUUACAUUCUGAUGAUUACUACUUGAAUAUGAUCCAAAGAUUAGACAUAAUGAUCGAUGUUACAUCAGCUUUGGAAUAUCUCCGAUCCAUCAUGGUUGUGCAACAGUCGUUGUACAUAGCGACUUGA